Messenger RNA from Pelmatolapia mariae (spotted tilapia), 1103 nucleotides. RefSeq names its product mitotic spindle organizing protein 2B (gene mzt2b). Gene Ontology annotation, cellular component: spindle; centrosome. The coding region runs from base 99 to 722 and encodes 207 amino acids. The record is from RefSeq and is a predicted model, not a curated record. The transcript is spliced from 5 exons. NCBI's taxonomy places the organism in Eukaryota, Metazoa, Chordata, Actinopteri, Cichliformes, Cichlidae.
UAUGAAACGCAUGACAAUGACGUAUUUUUGGCGCGUCACGCUUGGCUCAAACAGAAGCAACUAAACGUUGAGCACUGCGCUCUUAAUGUUCAUUAGUGAUGUCUCAACAAGCACAACAAACGAUUCCUUCCGCCCCUGACUCCCCUGCGCUGGUUGUCACAUCUAACGUGCAGAAAUAUGCAAUAAAGAAGAAGAAAGUCCUCAGCGCCGAAGAAAUUGAGCUGUUCGAACUUACUCAGGCUGCAGGAAUCACUGUGGAUCAGGAGGUUUUUAAAAUCAUAGUGGACUUGCUGAAGAUGAAUGUGGCUCCUCAAGCAGUCUUCCAGACCUUGAAGGCAAUGUGUGCAGGACAGAGGGUAGCUGAAAGCUGUGGUGGAGACCCUUCAGCUGGCGCCCACACCACGAGCAUGACCGCAACGCACACAGAAGCCAGAGAAGAGGACUCUUUGGCCUCUGGGAAGAGCCCUAAACCUGCCGCAGCUCCCCCCACAGCAGCAGGCCCCAGAGCCACAAGGGUCAACACUAAGAUUGUGGUCUACAGCCCCCAAGACACUAGUUCUCCUCACUCUCAAGGAGUACGCACUAAAGCCGGUACCAGCCACAGUGAGAAGAGCAGGGAGGCUUCCAGCCAGAGAGUGCAGCGGCAGCCCAGUGCCACUAGAGGGCAGAAAACCAAGAGCUCCGGCAGCAGUAGUUCUUCCUCACAGAUAAACUCGACCUAAAACUCUGGCAGUUGGAGGCCAUUUGUAAAUAUGUAGGUUUCUUUACAUUUAACUUAUGUGUACGUUUCUCUGUUUUACAUCUUAAAGGACUGGUUUACCUAGAUUGCAAAUAAAUAUAGGUGUUCUGGUAUCAUUUUCCUCCUCCUUUUAAAAGAUGAAUGGUUGGUGUAAAUAAUCAAUGUUAAUCAUUUUAUGUGGUUCAGACACCGACAAUUAACUGUAAGAUAUGUUAUGAGGGAGUGUCUGCUGUAUUGAAAAAUUAAAGCUGCCUACAUCACUUAAUCAAGUGUCAUUGAUGUAAAAAAAUGUAAAAAAAAAAUAAAAAUUGCCUAAUCCAGUUCUUUAAGGUUCUAACUAUUUCAAAAUGGGUGUGCGGUGUCU